UCCAAAAAUGUGCACGUCUGGUGAACGGCCAUGCUAAAUUGUGUUAGGUGCAUUAGUCAGGGUAAAGAUAGGGUAAGGGAUUGGGUCUGAAGUGGGUUACUCUUCGGAGGGUCUUGUUGGGACUUAUUGGGCCGAAGGGCCUGUUUCCCUACUGUAGAAAUUCUAAUCUAAUCUUAGGGUUACAUCCGUAACGUCGACUUCUCUACUUCCUGAAGCUGUCGAGCUUGCUGUGUUCUUCCAGCCUCCUGCUUGUCUACCUAUUUCCUAUGUUCUUCGCUCUGAAGAAGACGGUGAAUUCGCUCGCAGUUUGGACAUGAUCGAAGACCGAGGUGCCCCGCAACAGGUAGGUUAGACACGUGCGCCUCGGCGCUGGGUCCUGCCGGCGCGUUUGGGGCAGCCACGUGCAAGUGCCCUAUCGGUUGCAUGGGGUUUGCGCUCAGGCAGUGCGGCGGGCAGGAGGCGGAGGCGGGGAAGGGUCCUUGCGGUGGAUCUCUCCGGAACGUUUUCCGUCGGUUCCGGGCUUUCCACAUCCACGUCAUGUUCGUCGGCGUGCGGGCUCUGGCCGAUUACGCUGGUCGUCGCUGUCCUCCGGAGCCCGCCGCUCGCUCACGCGCCGGAAAGUCUUCGUGCGUCGGCGAGCCGGGCAACUGAGAAGAUGUCGGGGCCUGUGGAUCCGGACGAGCCUUACGAUUUCCUCUUCAAGAUCGUUCUGAUUGGAGACGCCGGCGUCGGCAAGACCUGCGUCGUGCAGCGGUUCAAGUCGGGCAUUUUCGUGGAGAAGCAAGGCAACACGAUCGGGGUGGACUUUACAAUGAAAACCUUAGAAAUUCAAGGCAAGCGGGUGAAAUUGCAGAUAUGGGACACAGCUGGACAAGAACGUUUUAGGACAAUUACACAGAGUUAUUAUCGAAGUGCUAAUGGUGCGAUUGUUGCUUAUGACAUUAGCAAAAGGGGAUCUUUUGAAUCUGUGCCUCGGUGGAUAGAAGAUGUGAAGAAGUAUGCGGGUUCAAACAUUGUGCAAUUAUUAAUUGGUAAUAAGUCCGAUAAGAAUCAUGUCCGGGAGGUUCAAUAUGAAGAAGCCAAAACUCUUGCAGUUCACUAUGAUAUGGCAUCUGUACUAGAGACGUCUGCCAAAGAUUCCAGCAACGUGGAAGAAGCUUUUAUAAAAAUGGCCACAGAGCUAAUGCUGAGACAUGCUGGGCCUAUGUUCACUGAAAAAGCAAGCGAAAGUAUCAAAUUAAACAGCAAAGAUGUCGGUGAAGGAUGGGGAUGUAGUUGCUGACUUUGCAGGUUAAUUUUAUUAGCUUUUGCAUCAUCUCGUCUUAAGGUAGACUGAUCAAUCACAAAUGUGGUUUAAGUCACUUGGCUUGGCCUAAGUUAUGUUUGUGAUGAGUUUGUGCACAGAAUCUGUGCAGACUGUUGUGAACCGUAUCCAUUCCUCCAAUUUGAAAAUGAUGACAGUAAACCUGUUCUUGCGGGUCAUGAAAUCUUGACAUUCCAGGUUCCUUGACAUUCCAAUAAGAAUCAUAGUAGUCACAUUGCCUUAACUACUGAUAUUGAAGAACUCUGUUUCUCUAACAACCCUUUUCUUAUUAAAUUUAUGACUGAACAGAGUAUUUUGCAGAGAAGACAUGAUCAUUUCAAAAAUGGAAGUAAUAAGUUGAAAUUGGGGAUGAUACGUAGGACUGCUUUUUUUGAUUAAAAAUGAUUCUUAUAGUAGGGAAGAGUGGAAGUAAUGAAUAAUUAGCUAGUUUUCUUCUGCAUAUCCAUGGUUGCCUUACAAAUUAAAUUCAUGCAUUCCAACCACUUUUUUUUUAGUCUCACUAUAUAUUUUCAGAAUCCUGGAGGUCCUACGUAUUGCUCUUUAAAAUCUGAGUUCAUACGUUACUUUGGGGUAUAGAGUAUUUGACUUAUUUCAAUAGUUGAUGAUUUAAACUGAAACUUGAAUCAAAUGCAUACAUGUAGUAAUUAAUCUUGAAGGUGAAUGUGCCGUAUUGCUUUUCUGUAGUGGUCCACAACUGUUCCAGGUAUAAGACAAUUCUCACUGGUAAUUGGUCAAAAUGCUGACCGUUCAGAAAAUACAUUGGUUAGCCUAGCAACAGAUAAUUACAACUCUGGGGGUUGUUUGGUAAUUUACAGCUAGGAUCAAUACCAGCCUUAUUAUUGAUUCAAAGUACAUAGCCUGUUUUGGUGAGAACAAAGCAUCUGACAGCAAGCAGUACCAUUGUGAUAUUUGCGCUGUAUUUGCAAAAUGCUGGCAGGGAAAAUCUAUCCUAGAAAAUGCAUUGUGCACUUUACUUUUUUAAAAGAAAAAGCAGGGUCCAGAAUAACAACAGCAUAAACUGGUUAUGAAGUUGUUUCUCAGUAAUAGUGAUUAUUGGAGAAUAGACUGUAUUACCUAACACGCUCCCAGAGCUAGCAUUGAUUUCAUUGAAACCAACAGCACUACUUUGUGACAUUAUUCAUUUUAGAUCAACACCAACACUUCAAUAUUCAAACUAAAAAAAUUGAAUAAACCAGAACAUUUUGGUCAUUCUUAUUUACAAGAUGUAGGGUUGGAUGUAGUUAACACAAUGUUAUUUUAUGGAAGGGGACUAAAGAAAACGUUUGUGUUUUGGAUGAAAUAAUGAAUGAAGUGCAUCUAUUUUAAUAACCAGGUAAGGGGAUAGUGCCUACAGUAUGUAAAUCUGUACAGAAGACUUUUGCACAUUUUGCUUUACUAAAAUCUAGUGUAUUAAUUCCA
Chiloscyllium plagiosum (whitespotted bambooshark) is the source of this 2743-nucleotide messenger RNA. It is a transcript of the gene rab43, whose product is annotated as RAB43, member RAS oncogene family. The record is from RefSeq and is a predicted model, not a curated record. Gene Ontology annotation, molecular function: GTP binding; GTPase activity. Lineage: Eukaryota; Metazoa; Chordata; Chondrichthyes; Orectolobiformes; Hemiscylliidae.